Molecule: messenger RNA, 3727 nt
Organism: Dendronephthya gigantea
Lineage: Eukaryota; Metazoa; Cnidaria; Anthozoa; Malacalcyonacea; Nephtheidae
Product: protein transport protein Sec24C-like
Exons: 27
Coding region: 218-3451 (1077 amino acids)
Biological process (GO): intracellular protein transport; COPII-coated vesicle cargo loading; endoplasmic reticulum to Golgi vesicle-mediated transport
Cellular component (GO): COPII vesicle coat; endoplasmic reticulum exit site
Molecular function (GO): zinc ion binding; SNARE binding
Source: RefSeq, a predicted model, not a curated record
AUGGCCGCUAUAACUACGUGGCAUUUGUGACUCUUUCAAACUACGUAUUUCAUAAAAUUACUGAGCAUUUUCACGUGUUACGGAAAAUAGAAUUUUUUCCUCUAUUUCACAUAGAUUCACUUUACAUUUAUAUUGGUUUUUGGGGUGUGGAUAAAGCUAGAAAGCUUUGAAAUAACGUCGCCGAUCAAGGGACUGAAAGUCGAUACCAUAAUACAAAAUGGCGUUCAGUGCACCACCAAUGCAAGGACAGGGUAGUCGACCACCAUAUUUCUAUCCACAGUCUGGUAUGGUGAAUGGAGAUGGCCAUUCGUAUCAGGGACAAGGUGCUCAGCACCAAGCUGGGGGACCACCAGGACCUGGCCAAUUUCAACAACCCCCACAGAUGAAAGAUGGACCUGGUGGCCCAGGAAUGCAACCACCAAUGUUAAAUCAACCACGACAUCAGCAGCCUGGACAUCCACAGCAACCUAUGAUGCAACCACAAAGACCACCAAAUAUGUCUAGACCCCCGGGUGUUAUUCCACAGAUGCUGAAUCAGCCAAUGAGUAAUCUUCAAAUCAAUGAUGGUCUUCAUAAACCGCCUCAACCAAUGGUACCAGGUAUGCCUGGUGUUCAUCCACAACAGCCUACCAUGCUACCACCACAAGGCCCAAUGCCUGGAAACAUGAGAAGUGAUCAACAAUCUCCAUUACGUCAGUUUGCACCAAGAAUGGCUACUGGGAUUGCCCCACCAACCACAGGUACAUCAAGCCAACUUCAGUACCCUGGUCCUGGGGCUCAUUCACAGGGAAUACCAAAUGGUCCAAAUGUUGGAUUGAGUGGACCCCCACAUCCAGGCCAGCCAAGAGGGAUGCCUCCACAUUCCACUAAUCUUCUUCCACCUACACAAAGAUUCCCAAUGACUACUCCAGGAGUCACAACUGGUCCUGGUACUGGUGCUCAUCCCAGUUACCAUCAACAGCCAGGUCAAGCACCAAUCAAUUUAUCUGGACCCAUGAUGGGCAAUACUAAUACCCAGCCUACGCAACCAAUGACCGGAUAUGGCCCAGCACCAGGUCAGGUCAGACCCUCUCCCACAGGUGGGGUAGGGAUGACUUCACCAAUGACGCAACAAGCAAGACGAAUCGAUCCUGAUCAGAUACCCAGCCCAAUUCAAGUUAUGAAAGACGAUCAAGACAACUUCAAAGAUACUGCGUUUACUACGAGUGUUCGAGGCAGAGUUCCUCCUUUGAUCACGACAAAAUGUGUUAUCCGUGAUGAUGGUAAUUGUAGUCCGCAAUACAUGCGCUCUACUUUGUAUAAUAUCCCAAACAAUCAAGAUGUUUUGAAGGCAUCUGGUGUACCUUUUGCUGUCUCUAUCACACCAUUGGCUGAAUCCUUACGAGAAGAGAAUCCAUUACAGUUGGUUGAUCAUGGUGCAAAUGGUCCAGUAAGAUGUAACCGUUGCAAGGCUUACAUGAAUCCUUUCAUGCAGUUUAUUGAUGGCGGCAGACGAUUCCUUUGUAAUAUAUGUAGUUACUCUUCUGAAGUGCCACAAGAAUAUUUCUCGCAUUUGGAUCAUCAGGGUUUACGAGUUGAUAUUUACCAACGUCCAGAACUCUGCUUGGGUUCAUACGAAUAUGUAGCGACGGCGGAUUACUGCAAGAAUCAGAAACCUCCAGAGCCACCCGCAUACAUUUUCAUGAUCGAGGCGUCCUAUCAGAGUAUCCAGUCUGGAAUGCUGAGGAUACUGAUGAGAGAGAUCCCAGCUUUGUUAGAAAAGCUGCCAAAAAUGCCUGGCCAGAACUCUUCGUCUGUCAAAGUUGGCUUCGUAACAUAUAACUCGACGUUGCACUUCUACAAUGUAAAGUCAAACUUGGCACAACCGCAGAUGAUGAUCGUCUCUGAUGUAAAUGAUGUGUUUGUUCCUUUGCUCGAUGGAUUCUUGGUUGAUGCUAAAGAAUCGAAGAUAGUGAUUGAGAGUUUGAUAGAGCAGAUAUCCAUAAUGUUUGCGGAAACGAGAGAGACCGAGAUUGUUUUAGCUCCUGUGGUGCAGGCUGGACUGGAUGCCCUUAAGUCUGCAGGAAUUUCUGGUAAGUUGUUGAUAUUUCAUACCUCAUUGCCAAUAUCUGAAGCUCCUGGGAAAUUGAAAAACAGAGAAGACAGAAAAGUGUUAGCGACGGAAAAAGAAAAGACCAUCCUGUGUCCCCAGACGAAUUUCUACGAAAAACUGGCCAAAAGUUGUGUGGAAUCUGGAGUGGCUGUUGACCUCUUUCUUUUUCCAAAUGCUUAUAUCGAUGUUGCGACUGUAGGUGCGCUGACCUCGUUUACCGGAGGACAGCUGUACAGAUACAACUUCUUCAAGGAAAGUACUCAUGGUGAACAGUUCAAGCAAGAUUUGAUUCAAAAUAUUGAGCGUAACGUUGGCUUAGAUACGAUCAUGAGAUUAAGGACUAGUACAGGCCUUAGACCUUGCGAGUUCUAUGGUAAUUUCAACAUGAAUAAUACAACCGAUGUUGAAUUGGCUUUGGUUAAUUCACAAACGUCCGUCGUAAUUGAAAUCAGGCAUGAUGAUAAACUACCAGAAGAUAGCGUCGCUUACUUACAGUGUGCCUUGCUGUAUACAAGUGUGAAUGGUCAAAGACGCCUACGGAUUCACAACCUUGCGCUAUCUACAUGCAGUCAACUCACUGAUCUAUUCAGAUGUUGUGAAAUGGAUACAUUUACGAAUUACGUCGCUAAACACGCAAUCAAGGAAGCGACAACUUCUGUUCCGAAAACAAUUCGGGAGAACAUAAUCAGUCAAGCGGCGUCCAUACUUGCUUGUUAUAGACAGCACUGUGCAGCGCCAUCAUCCGCUGGCCAGUUAAUCUUACCAGAAUGUAUGAAACUGCUCCCUCUCUACAGUAAUUCAGUAUUGAAGAGCGAUGCUUUAAUUGGAGGUUCUGAGAUGAGUUCGGAUGACCGGAGCUGGUUAAUGCAAACGGUUCUUGGCAUGGAUAUUGCUUCAACGGUUUCGUACUUCUAUCCUCGUCUUAUUCCUGUGCAUGAUGUGAAUUUGAAUGAGACGACACUUCCGCCUCAAAUACGUUGCUCAGAAGACAGAAUCAAAGAAAAUGGCGUGUAUUUACUUGAAAACAGCAUAGUCUUGUUUUUGUGGAUCGGACUACAUGUAAAUCCCGACUGGCUUCAACAAGUGUUUGGUGUUUCUACCAUUGGUCAUGUUGAUAUUGAGAUGACGGCAUUGCCUGAGUUGGAUACAGCUUUGUCACGACGAAUAAGAGGAAUUAUCGCUCAAAUCCAGGAGGAACGACAUAGAUACAUGAAGGUUUCUAUCGUCAGACAACGCGAUAAACUGGAACCGUGGUUCAAACAUUAUCUUGUUGAAGACAAAGGACUUACAGCAGCAAGCCAGAGUUAUGUUGACUUCCUAUGUCUCAUGCAUAAAGAAGUCAGAAAUUUACUCAAUUAAAUAGACUUGUAUUGUUCUUGCGAGAAAUGAUUUAAACAACGAAAGGCGACACGAAAACUAUUGUUAUGUUUGAGGUCGACUUCGAUGAAAUCCAGAUACUUUAUUGACUUAGCAUUGCCUUGUCUUUUCAUAAACUACCGCCCUUUGAAUCAUCAUAAUGACUUGCUGUUACAAAAAUGCAUAUAAACAUUGUUAGAUAAGGACGUUAACUACCAUGUUUCUCAAAUUAUAUAGAGUAAUAAUUUAAAUAUGACUGGACGUAUAAAGAGUAUUAAA